Molecule: messenger RNA, 1238 nt
Organism: Osmia lignaria (orchard mason bee)
Lineage: Eukaryota; Metazoa; Arthropoda; Insecta; Hymenoptera; Megachilidae
Gene: Nipsnap
Product: protein nipsnap
Cellular component (GO): mitochondrion
Source: RefSeq, a predicted model, not a curated record
GUGGUUUAUCAGAGAAGUAUAUUCCACGGUGGUAGUCAUUUAGUCAUUGGUAGUCAUUUUGUGGUAGAAAGAAAAAUCGCGAAUGGAGAUUAUUAAUAAGAAUAAAUCAACAUUAAUCCUCAAUCUCCCGAAGAGUAUAAUUGAAAGCGCCGCGUUUAGUUACAGCGCUGUCCAAAUUGGACUCUGAUCUUGAUUGGACGCAAAUCAUCAGAGAUUUUUGCACACAAGAAUCCAGUAAGAAUGGCUGCUGUUUUGAGAAGAUUCAGAGUCGCACAACAGAUUACAGUGAUCGGCAAUACUAAAAUACCGUCAUUUCUUAACAGCCGAUCUUUUGCAAGGUCAUCGAUCCGACAGGAUAUCAACGACGGAUGGAUAUACAAGCAAUUUGUAAGAACAAUCGAGCCAACCAAAGAGUCUCACUCACGGAUGCUGUCAGACAAAGGAGUUAUUUACGCUUUACAUACGCACAACAUCCGACCUGAUUGUAUUGACAAAUAUAUGACCAAUUAUGAAGAGAUUGUUAACUUUAUAAACUCCAAGAAGUCUGAAUUGAAAUUGGAACUAGUUGGUUCAUGGACUGUUGUAGCUGGUGAUGUUGAUCAAGCUCUCCACCUGUGGCAAUAUUCUGGUGGAUAUGAGAAUGUUGAUCAUACCCAAGCUGCAUUAUCUAAUCUUGAGGCAUACCAACAAUUAUUUAAGGAAAAUGGAAAGUAUUUGCGAUCACGCUACCUGCAAUAUUUAUUGGCAUUUAGUUAUUGGCCUCCUCUAACGAAAAGAAACAGUUCAAAUAUAUAUGAAAUACGUAGUUAUAGGUUGAAACCUGGUACUAUGAUAGAAUGGGGUAAUAACUGGGCCAAGGCCAUUAAUUACAGAAGUAAUAAUAAUGAACCUUUUGCUGGUUUCUUUUCACAAAUUGGCAGAUUAUAUAAUGUUCAUCACAUUUGGUGCUACAAAAAUUUCCAAGCACGGAUGGAAACACGCGAAAGUGCAUGGAGAUCUCCAGGAUGGGACGCAUGCGUUGCAUAUACCGUGCCGUUAAUAAGGGAAACGCAUUCCCGUAUAUUGAGUCCGACUAGCUUUUCACCAACAAAAUAAAAUUUUACUUUCAUGAAUCUAAAUGCAUUUGUAUAAUAAGAUUUAUUUCUUAUGUCUAUAUUAUAACAUUGUAAAAACAUUUGUUAUAAUUUAUAUUCCGUUUACACCUGUAUAAACUCAGCGCUCAAUAUGAAAAAAAAAAA